This is a messenger RNA of Glarea lozoyensis ATCC 20868, 2265 nucleotides long. Its product is annotated as Glycerol-3-phosphate (1)-acyltransferase. NCBI's taxonomy places the organism in Eukaryota, Fungi, Ascomycota, Leotiomycetes, Helotiales, Helotiaceae. The record is from RefSeq and is a predicted model, not a curated record. Gene Ontology annotation, biological process: phospholipid biosynthetic process. The coding region runs from base 1 to 2265 and encodes 754 amino acids. The transcript has 2 exons. Gene Ontology annotation, cellular component: endoplasmic reticulum membrane. Gene Ontology annotation, molecular function: glycerone-phosphate O-acyltransferase activity; glycerol-3-phosphate O-acyltransferase activity.
AUGGCAGGCGACGGCCAGGUGCACGAGCACAUGCCUCAGAAGGCUCCGCAUAAAGAACGUUACCCUAUGACAAAUUGGAUAUAUGAUGUUUUCCUAUGGACAUUUUCUAUCCUCGUUGAUCUUUUCUUUCGAGAAGUUCAUCCUCGUGGAUCAUGGAAGGUUCCGCGACAGGGCCCAUUCGUUGAUCCUCUAAUUCUUAUGCGAACUCUGCGAACAGAAUGCCAUCGACGCGCAGCCUUUCUGAUUGCUGCGAAAUCUAUGAACAGAUGGCUGAUAGGAUGGUUUGCGCGCAAAGUAGGCGCCGUACCUGUUGGACGAGCACUUGACAUGGUUAAGCCUGGUUCGGGAACAAUAUAUCUUCCAGAUCCUGUUGGAAAUCCUCUGCUUGUGCGCGGGAUCGGCAGCAAAUUUAAUAGCAAAGAGGUUCAAAUUGGUGGGCUACUAGUCUUGCCAAGCGUGAACGGCACAGCUGCAAAUGCUGAGGUUGCGGAAGUUAUCAGCGCAGAAGAAAUUAGGUUGAAAAAGCCAUUCAAGGGUGCAACAGCCAUGAAACAGCUCACCGGUAGAGAAGACGUCGAUGAAAAGGGUAAUUUCAAAGACGAGACUGUUCAAGGGCCAAUACCCGGCUUUGAAGGCAUUAAGUAUAAGACUGCACCAAAAGUCGAUCAGACUGAAGUUUACGAUGCUGUUUUUGAUCGCCUUAGCGCAGGUGGAGCUGUGGGUAUCUUUCCUGAAGGAGGUAGUCAUGACAGGACCGAAUUAUUACCCCUCAAGGCGGGCGUUGCGAUUAUGGCUCUUGGAGCAUUAGCCGCAAAUCCGGACAGUGGUCUCAAAAUUGUGCCUUGUGGUAUGAACUAUUUCCAUGCCCACAAGUUCCGCUCUCGCGCAGUCGUCGAGUUCGGAAACCCAGUGGAAGUCCCAAAAGAACUAGUCGAGCUAUACAAAAAUGGGGAGCGACGAGAAGCCGUUAGCCAAUUGUUGGAUACUGUGUACCAAGCUCUCGUCGCGGUGACAGUGACCAGUCCUGACUACGAUACCCUCAUGCUUAUUCAAGCUGUCAGACGUCUUUACAACCCCACCGGAAAGAAGCUACCACUACCAAUGGUUGUUGAGCUUAACAGACGACUUGUGAAAGGCUACACCCAUUACAAAGAUGAUCCAAGAAUUGUGUCCUUGAAAAAGUCAGUCAUAAACUACAAUAAGCAACUAAGAUACGUCAACAUCAGCGAUCACCAGGUAGAAUACGCUAAAGUCUCUGUAUUGAAGGCUUUCAUACUGUUGUUCUAUCGCUUGGGAAAGAUAUCAGUACUCUCAAUUGGCGUCAUUCCCGGUCUUGUCCUCUUCAGCCCGGUAUUUGUUGCCUCGAAGGUGAUAAGCAUCAAGAAAUCUAGGGAGGCCCUGGCUGCUUCAACAGUCAAGCUUCAGGGUCGCGAUGUUAUGGCAACUUGGAAAUUAUUGGUCGCUCUUGCAUUCGCGCCAAUAUUGUACAACACCUACACAAUGCUGCUUACUUACUGGACUUGGCGGAACCGUGUACAAGGGUAUGUGCCUGAGAGUGUUUCACUUUGGAGUGUGGUAAUCUUUGGAUACAUCUUUUUCCCCGCUAUCACUUACGCAGCACUUCGAUUCGGAGAGGUGGGAAUGGAUAUACUCAAAUCCCUGCGUCCUCUUGUUCUGUCACUCAAUCCAACCUCGAGCAACAUCAUCUACAAGUUGCGCGCCCGCCGAGCUGAACUCAGCGAACAGGUCACAGAGGUUAUCAAUACGCUAGGUCCACAGAUGUUCCCUGAUUUUGAUGCUUCAAGAAUAAUUGCGGAUCCAUUUCGUCCAGGCACGGGAAGUCCUUCGCCUACAAGUGCCAAAUUUCGCCGACGAGACAGCAAUCAGUCUGGUGUGUCAGGGUCAUCAUCACCACCUCAGCCAGGAAGAUUUACUGAUGCGUCUAUCGGUGGCGGAUCCACUAGUAGUGGACACCUGCCGCGAAAUGAAUCAUUUGGAAAUCUCGCCAAUAUUGGCCUUUUCGCUACACGCCCAUCAUCUAGAAGCCGAAGUCGUAGCAGUAGUGGUGGAGGAGCUCUUGGCUCAGCUGCACUUCCUUUGUCAGCAUUCAGUACGCUUGAUACCAAAGGAAGCUUUGACGAAGUUAGUCAAAAGAUCAGAGGAGCCAUGAGGGAACGUGGCCAGAUUCGAAGGCGAAAGAGUGAGGGAGCUCGGGGUGAGGAUAUGGCUAGUGAUAGUGAAGAUGAUGAGAGGAAAAACGUAUAA